Messenger RNA from Seminavis robusta, 1858 nucleotides. The record is from the annotation of a GenBank genome assembly. NCBI's taxonomy places the organism in Eukaryota, Bacillariophyta, Bacillariophyceae, Naviculales, Naviculaceae.
UUAAAGGAAAUAUGGGGUCGUUAAUGCUCUCUCCACAGCACUGGAGCAAGACCAACAGAGCAACACACACAAGACACAAACACAGCAUCACGGCAUCACAUCAACACACCAACUCUCAAACAAUCGAAUACUACAGUAGUAGUCUACUUUGGCAAGUCCAGCCGUCGUACAGUAGAACCCUCAGAGCAUGGAUCCGGAAAGGCAUGACAACAUAAAUGCCGCUGGUACCGGCGUUGCUGCUGCCACCGCCGCUGCCAAGUCACCUCCAACAUCAAAGCGAAAGGCUUCCCACUCGAAACCGGGUCCUAAAUUGGGUUCCAAGAGGGAGACCAAUAGAACUGUUGCCGACUGGUACAAUGCCUGCCACACUUACACCACAAAAUUUCCCAAGAUGGCAAAGUUGGCCUUCCUGAGGUCAGAUUCCAGCGGCCCCUUGUUUAGUGGCUCCAAGUCUGAACAUUCCAACUUUAUCAGGAAGCUCCAGCAAUACGAAAUUGGAAAACUGAAUCCUCAGGGAAAUGUCAAGCGGCGUCAGUUUGGCAAAGAUGGAAAUGUUGUGGCCUACAAGCCACCUCCUGCCGCCAAGGGACCUGCUUCUUAUUGCAAACCUGGCCCAAAGAAAGGCUCCAAGAGGAACACCAGCAUAACUGUUACUGACUGGUACAAUGCUUGCCAUACUUACAGGACAAAGUUUCCCAAGAUGGCAAAAUCGUCGUACCUAAAGUCUUCUUCCAGUGGAACCAUUUUCAGUGGCUCAAAGUCUGAAGCUGCCAACUUUGGCAGAAAGCUCAAAGAAUAUGACAAUGGAACGCUCACGCCACAAGCAGAUACUAGACGGCGAACGAACAGGAAGUUUGCAGAAGUAGAAAAAAUGCUCAUUGGGUAUCUCACUUCCAGCUACACUAACGGUGCAGGAAAGUGUGGCAGCAUAUCCUACAAGCACUUACGACAAAAGGCAUUGGAGUUUUCCAAGGAGUUGGGCAUUCCGGAAGGCGAAUUCGGUGCUUCCAAUGGUUGGCUUAGCGGGACGCUAAAACGACAUCAACGAGAUGAAAUGAAUCGCCAUGAGGAACCAGUCAAUGAUCAAGAGGGAAAGGAAUCUUGUGAGGAGAAUGAGGCCGAAUGCGAGUCUGAGGAUGAUUGGGGGAGUGAAAAUGCUGCGGAUGUUGACGACAACGACGCGGAUGACACAGAAACCGUAGAGGAUACUGGUGUAGAAGCUGAAGACGACGAUGAAUGGGAAGAUGAGGAUACUACUAGGUCUCAAAUCUCUGCUCAUUCCGAUGCCGUAAAGACCCUGAUUGAUAACCACAACAAGCUUGGACUUCCAGGAGCCGCCUUGGUUCAUCUCAUGAGAUACCACGAGUCUCUAUGUGAAAAUUCGCCGACGAGGCCCAAUGAACGGUAGGCUUUCAGCUCAAUUCACUUUUCUAUGAGAUAAGCACCAUUCGUGAGGAUUCAGUGCUAGGUAGAAACGUGGUGACUUUUGCGUGCUACCGUACUCGAAUUUCCUUUCCACCUAUUCUCGCCUCUAUUGCGACUGUGUCGAACAUUUUACCCAAACGCAUUUGCUUUCUUUUGCUCUUUCUAGAGGCCAAGCAUUGCUUUUGAAGGUUUAAGCAUGCUUCUUCUCUUCUGUUGGCGGGUUUUUUGUACAUGGCCCCAUGGAGUGAGUGGUGGUCCGCAUUGAAAGUCGAACAGUAUUGCCUGCCGGUCUGGCUCGGUAGCUUUUGGGUUCGGGUAGACUUGGUACUAUUUUAACAAUAUUUUUCAAUAGAGAACAUUUUCUACCCCAAUUAUUACCCCAACUACCGCAUUAAGAUUCGAAGCGGGUUUGUUGUUCUUUGGGGGUGAUCUU